Ochlerotatus camptorhynchus is the source of this 1374-nucleotide messenger RNA. RefSeq names its product protein amalgam-like. Gene Ontology annotation, cellular component: neuron projection membrane. The record is from RefSeq and is a predicted model, not a curated record. The transcript is spliced from 7 exons. Lineage: Eukaryota; Metazoa; Arthropoda; Insecta; Diptera; Culicidae. The coding region runs from base 523 to 1362 and encodes 279 amino acids. Gene Ontology annotation, biological process: synapse organization.
AACGGCGAUAAUGGAAACCGACGUAAAACGUACAAGUUACCCAAAAAGGAAUUUUCCCUCCCAUGUCAACUGGUGACAAAUAGAAGGAAAAAAUUCGGACCGUACACCAGUGCAACUCAUUUGAAUUAUGAAAAUUGUUAGUGGCUCUCGGAAGCCACACAUGGUUCCGGAACCUGUAUCGUCAGCGUCAUCGUGAAUGCAAUCGAACUGUGUGCAGUGGCAUUUCCCUUUGCCAGUGUUUUUGCCGUUCCCACUGGCGAGCACAGGCACAAUUAAUUGAAAAUUGUUCCAAUGGGAGAAAAAACUACCUCGGACCUACAAGUGAAUACGUGAGUGAAAUAAUUACAGUAUGUCAUCGUAAAAACGAAUUAAAAGUGUAGUCCUGGUACUGCUGCGUAGCCAGUUUCCGUGAGUCGCAGCAAUUGAUGCGCGCAAAAUGAUGACUAUCCGGCAGGAGAAGCAGCAGCGUUACAUUGUCAGCAAAACUCUACUCUAAUUGGAACUGUGCAGUGCUACUCCACUAUGAACACGAAGCUGAAACUAAUUGCAUCGUUGAUUAACUUCUUCGUCAUCGCAGUGGCAGACACCCUUAGUCCCGACCUUCAGAUGUACUGGGAAAACAGCAUGGUGCAACCGUACUUUGACAAUACGACCAAACGAGAAGUGACUGCCAUCGCAGGACAGACCAUCCAAUUGCAUUGUCGAGUCAAAAGUCUGGGGGACCGAGCGGUAUCCUGGAUUCGGAGAAGAGAUCUACAUAUCCUAACCGUUGGCAUACUGACGUACACCAACGACCAGCGCUUCCAGUCGCUCCACACCGAAGGUAGUGACGAGUGGACGUUACGGAUAACGUCCCCCCAGGCACGGGACUCCAGUGUCUACGAGUGCCAAGUAUCGACUGAGCCGAAAAUUAGUCAAGCUUUUCGCUUGAACGUAGUUGUUUCGAAAGCCAAGAUCAUAGGAAAUGCGGAAUUGUUCGUCAAGAGUGGUAGUGACAUUAAUUUGACUUGCGUCGCCCUGCAGUCACCGCAGCCACCUUCCUUCAUCUACUGGUACAAAGGCGGCCGGGUGAUCAAUUAUUCACAACGAGGUGGCAUCAGUGUACUGACCGAGCAGCAAACUAGAACGAGUCGGCUGGUCAUUGCACGUGCUUCUCCAGCGGAUUCUGGGAACUACACUUGCUCGCCAAGUAAUUCCGAUUCCGCCAGUGUUGUGGUUCACGUCAUCAAGGGAGAGCAUCCGGCCGCAAUGCAGCAUGGUGUGAAUAGUGCACAAAUUGUGCAUAAAUCAGAACAAAUCAUCGGAGCACUCGUUAUCUCCCUCUGCUUCCAUCUGCUGGUCAACGUUCUUCCCAACAGGUAAGUCAAUUUAGAA